Helicoverpa armigera (cotton bollworm) is the source of this 3172-nucleotide messenger RNA. RefSeq names its product atrial natriuretic peptide receptor 2. The transcript has 21 exons. Gene Ontology annotation, cellular component: plasma membrane. Lineage: Eukaryota; Metazoa; Arthropoda; Insecta; Lepidoptera; Noctuidae. Bases 1 to 3081 code for a protein of 1026 amino acids. Gene Ontology annotation, biological process: intracellular signal transduction; protein phosphorylation; receptor guanylyl cyclase signaling pathway. The record is from RefSeq and is a predicted model, not a curated record. Gene Ontology annotation, molecular function: ATP binding; peptide receptor activity; adenylate cyclase activity.
AUGGCCUCUCGUUUGGACUCCCCUUUCGAUCUGGAGCGCUGCGGGCCAGCUGUAGACUUGGCUCUGGAUAAAGUCAAUGAGAAGUUCCUGGCGCAUCAUGGAAUUGAGCUGCAGAAGGUGCAAGGCAGCUACCCAUCCUGUUCCGGAGCCAUAGCCCCAGGGUUGGCAGCAGACAUGCACUUCAAGGAUGAUGUGAUCGCCUUCAUCGGACCAGCAUGCGCCUUCGCGUUGGAGCCGGUGGCGAGGCUCGCGGCUUACUGGAACACGCCUAUCAUUACUGGGAUGGGAGAUCAGCCACCAUCGGAAGGGGAGUUGGCAGCGCCGGCUAGCGUCGUCAGUCGAAUGCACAGACUUAGGAAUUUACGCAAAGGGACAAGGCCUCAAACGUUGUUCAACGAUAAAGGGAAGUAUCCGACACUCACUAGGAUGUCAUACUGCCAGUGUCGACUGCCUCGGGUGUUCACCAGCGUAUUCGAACGCUUUGGUUGGGCUCAUGUCGCCUUGCUGCUUGACAAGUCCGACCUCUUUUCUUUAACUGUUGGUAAGAGCUUGGAGUGGGGUCUUCGCAAGAAAGGAGUUCUGAAGGCAGUGAGGGAACUGGACGGCAACGAGAGGGAAUCCUGUGAGGCACUGCUAAAAGAUGUCAGCAUGUACGCUAGAGUUGUAAUACUGAGCGUGCGCGGCUCACUGGUGCGAGAGUUCCUGCUCGCUGCGCACGCGCUCGGCAUGACGCGAGGAGACUGGGCUUUUCUCGACGUGGAGAUCUUUCAGGGUGGCUACUGGGGCGAGACGGGCUGGGCGGCUGACGACGAGAGAGACACCGCCGCGCGCGCAGCCUACGAGGCGCUAUUGCGCGUCUCUCUCAAACUACCCACAGGCGACCGCUUCGACGAGUUCGCUGAUGCCGUCAGAGCGAGAGCCAAGCAACACUAUAAUUAUUCCUUCUCGGAUGGUGAAGAGGUGAACUUCUUCAUCGGUGCAUUUUACGAUGGUGUGUACCUGCUGGGUAUGGCGCUGAACGAGACCCUAACGGAAGGGGGAGACAUCAGAGACGGGAGGAACAUCACCAGGCGAAUGUGGGGACGAGACUUCCACGGUAUAACCGGCCACGUUCGCAUCGACGCCGUCGGUGACAGGGAUGCAGACUACGCCAUCUUGGAUUUGGAUCCCGUCACUGGGAAGUUUGAGGUGGUAGCAUUUUUCCAUGGCCUCAACAGCAGCUACAAAAUAGACGCGGAGUUGAACAAUACUUCAUGGCGGGUUCGGCCUGAGGAGGUGCUGGUGGAAGUCGGCACUGGACUUGGAGCCAGUCCAGCGCUGCAUAGCAUCAAUGAGCUGUCCUUGGGCUGGAGUGCUCGAGGCAGCACAGGAGCAGCAUCAACCCUGGGCACCCCUUCUCUCACCCUCUCUUCAUUCACCGUGGGCCUAUAUAAGGGCAACAGGGUCGCCGUCAAGAAGAUACAUAGAAAGAAACUAGACCUUAAUAAGAAACUGCUGUGGGAGAUCAAACAGGCCCGUAACGUGUCCCACGAGAACACGGCGCGUUUCAUCGGCGCCUGCGUCGACUGCCCUCUGGUGUUCGUGCUCACGGAGUACUGUCCUAAGGGCUCCUUGAAGGAUGUCCUCGCAAAUGAUGAGCUUCAGCUCGACUGGAACUUCAGGACUUCACUGGUGCAUGAUAUUGUGCAGGGUAUGUGCUACCUUCACGGCGGGCUCGGCGCUCACGGUAAACUCCGUUCCUCAAACUGCCUCAUUGACGGACGCUUCGUGCUCAAGAUAUCCGACUACGGGCUCAACACGCUGUGCACGCCCACAGACCUCAUCAAGGAUGACACCUAUUAUUACAAGCUACUAUGGACGGCGCCGGAGCUGGUGGCGGGCAGCAUAUACCCUGGUGCCGCAGCCUCUCUCAAGGGUGACGUGUACAGCUUCGGCAUUAUACUGGAAGAGAUCGUCCUCAGAGCUGGACCCUUCCAUAAUUAUACGCCUACCAUGUCUAGUAAAGAAAUCGUAGGACACGUGUGUGCUCGAGAGUCCCCUCCAUUUCGGCCCGUGGUGGGGGUGGGUGAAGUGGGUGCCGCGGCGGGUGGCGGCGGAGGGGCUGCUGUGGAACUCCUGGAUCUGGCUGAACGGUGCUGGGCAGAGGCGGCUGAUGAUAGACCCAGCUUUGAUACUAUUAAUGCUAAUUAUAUCAAGGGCUAUUGUGACAACUUGAUGGACGAUCUCCUGCGUCGCAUGGAGCAGUACGCGAACAACUUGGAGUCACUCGUCGAGGAGAAGACUGAACAACUGUCGCUGGAGAAACGGAGGUCUGAGGAGCUGCUGUAUCAAGUACUGCCAAGGCCUGUAGCCCAACAACUAAUGGCUGGCGAGGUAGUCCAGCCCGAGAGCUUCGAGUGCGUCACAGUCUACUUCAGCGACAUCGUCGGCUUUACGGAGCUGUGUGCCGCCUCCACGCCCAUGCAGGUUGUGGACUUGUUGAACGACCUCUAUAGUACCUUCGACAGGAUCAUUGGCUCCUAUGAUGUUUAUAAGGUGGAGACGAUAGGAGACGCUUACAUGGUGGUGUCUGGUCUCCCGGAGAGGAAUGGGGACCUGCACGCUCGGGAGAUCUGCCUCAUGGCACUGGCUAUUGUAGAAGCUGUGAGGGGGUUCGUCGUCAGACACCGGCCUACGCAUCGGUUGGAGGUUCGUAUCGGAGUCCACUCGGGCCCCGUCUGCGCAGGAGUGGUGGGAGUCAAGAUGCCUCACUACUGUCUAUUUGGUGAUACCGUCAAUACUGCCAGCAGAAUGGAGUCUACUGGACAACCUCUCCGGAUUCACCUAAGCGAAAACACCAGAGCAUUACUAGAACAAUGGGGCACAUUCGUGGUCGAGCGCCGAGGUGAAGUGGAACUCAAAGGCCGAGGGAGGAUGCUGACCCACUGGCUCCUCCACUGCUCAGACCCUGAAGCCAGGGCACCUACACAAGGGUUACAACCACCUCCUCAGUAUCCUAUCCUAUUUCCCGCUUUACCACAGCCGGCACUCUCCCUACAGGUUCCUUAUUUAGUGGUUGAGCCUCCUACUUUAGCUGCUUGAAGAUCAAGUCUUGAGGAUUGGAUUCUGAUGGCCUACAUGGAAGAGCAUGAACGAUGUGGAAGAGUAUCUACUUCUGAACCGGUUUUUGCAU